Molecule: messenger RNA, 306 nt
Organism: Rhincodon typus (whale shark)
Lineage: Eukaryota; Metazoa; Chordata; Chondrichthyes; Orectolobiformes; Rhincodontidae
Product: mitogen-activated protein kinase kinase kinase kinase 5-like
Exons: 5
Coding region: 26-265 (79 amino acids)
Biological process (GO): protein phosphorylation
Molecular function (GO): MAP kinase kinase kinase kinase activity; ATP binding
Source: RefSeq, a predicted model, not a curated record
UAGCCGUGAAAAGUUAUGGAUCUGUAUGGAGUACUGCGGAGGUGGAUCACUUCAGGAUAUGUACCACGUAACAGGACCCCUCUCAGAACUACAAAUAGCUUAUGUUUGCAGAGAAACAUUGCAGGGUCUGGGCUAUUUGCACAGUAAAGGAAAAAUGCACCGAGAUAUAAAGGGGGCAAAUAUAUUACUGACAGACCAUGGUGAUGUAAAGUUAGUGGACAACUCAAGUAAAAAUGGGAAGAAUGGGCUAUUAGCCAACCCGUGAAGAGUCUUACAAUUCAGUUGCUCACCACAGCUGUGUUUGGU